Messenger RNA from Silurus meridionalis, 1910 nucleotides. RefSeq names its product insulin-like growth factor binding protein 1a (gene igfbp1a). NCBI's taxonomy places the organism in Eukaryota, Metazoa, Chordata, Actinopteri, Siluriformes, Siluridae. Gene Ontology annotation, cellular component: extracellular region. The coding region runs from base 374 to 1171 and encodes 265 amino acids. The transcript has 4 exons. The record is from RefSeq and is a predicted model, not a curated record. Gene Ontology annotation, molecular function: insulin-like growth factor II binding; insulin-like growth factor I binding. Gene Ontology annotation, biological process: regulation of insulin-like growth factor receptor signaling pathway.
ACUUUGUGUUAUUCUCCCCGUUCCGGCACCACGUGCCAUCAAAAUAAAUAGGUCUAUUGACGCAUUUUGCGUGUUGUAUGAAAAUAAGCAACUCGAACCAGCUCCAGUUUGGCCAAUCAGAGCGACGCGGGAUUUUGACUCCUUCUUUUUUUCAGAAAUCAUUAAUAUCUCCGGACGCGUCAAACAUUAACGUGCCAGCUGCUCCUGGAGCAUAUAAAUACUCAGUGCGUGGAGGGCAGAGCUUAGUCAUUUCACCGGGCGCAAGAAGAACGACGCAAGUCCGUCCACCCGAGAAGACCCCAAGGAACAAAAAGUAGGCGUUAGGAUCGAUUCUAUUUAAUCUGAUAGCCGGUUGGUAUCUGAUCGCAUUGGAAUGAGCGGAGUCUUCCUGAAGUUGUUGCACGCGGUGGCCCUCGGCGCGGUCCUCUCGGCGCCUCAGCUCCGCGCCUCCCCGCUCCUGGAGCCGAUCCGGUGCGCGCCCUGCACCGCGGAGCGCGCUGCCGAGUGUCCGCCGGUGGACGCGGGCUGCGCCGAGGUGCUGCGCGAGCCGGGCUGCGGCUGCUGCAUGGCGUGCGCGCUGAAGCGCGGGGACCAGUGCGGCAUUUACACGGCGCCGUGCGGCUCAGGGCUGCGCUGCCUGCCCGCGCCUGGAGAGACGCGGCCGCUGCACGCGCUCACGCGGGGGCAAGCCGUAUGCACCGAGACCAGCGAGGACGUGCACAGCCGCACGCAGCCGGCGCCAGAUCAUCCCGAGCUGGAGAAUGGUGGUCGGAGCGAGGCUUCUGCAGGUCCUGAAGCCGCCUCGACGAUCCUCGUGUCGGGUCACAUGAAGCCCUACAGCCCGUGGCUCCUCAGCGGCGCUCAGGAGAGCAUGAAGUCCAAAGUAAAAGCCUUCCGAAGGAAACUAGUUGAGCAGGGCCCCUGCCAUGUGGAGUUACAGAGAGCUCUUGAGAAAAUCGCUCGAUCCCAACAGAAGCUGGAAGAGAAGCUGACCAAGUUCUACCUGCCUAACUGUGAUAAACAAGGCCUGUACAACUCCAAACAGUGUGAAUCGUCUCUGGAUGGCCAGAGGGGGAAGUGCUGGUGUGUGACGUCGUGGAACGGAAAAAAGAUUGUGGGCUCGAGUGAACUACCCACAGAUGCUGACUGCCCUCAGGAGCUCAAUCACUGAUCACACACUGAACCCCAGCCCCCACCCACACACACACACACACACACACACACACACACACACACACACACACACACAUGCUCAGGCCCUAAGGAACUCUUCCACUCAUGGACUAUUUACACACACACACACACACACACACACACACAUACAGGACAUUAUGCCACUGAUUUUCUUUUCUAUUUUCUAUUUAUUUAUUGUAGCCUACAUGGUUUUGUUUUCUACAGGUACACUGUUUUAAAUGAGUGAAUAUUAGUUCACUGAACCCACCAAAAAAAAAAAAAAAAACAACUUUUUUUCAUAUUUUUUUUCUUGUUUCUGAAAGGAUUCUGUAUUAAUAUGUUUCUAGUUACUUAAUACAUCCAUGCAUAUUUAUUUAAACUGAAUGUAUUCAUUUAAUUGUUUGGGUGAAGAUAUUUAUACCGUAUGCCUUAUUAUUGUUAUUAUUUUUGUAUGGUGUAUAAAUGUAUAUGUUCAGUUUGUUUGUAUCAGUGUCAGUUUUCUUAUCUUUUCAACAGAUUAUUGGUAGGAAUCUAAAUGGAAAAAAAAAAAGCACUGCAUGACCAAACCACAUUGUCACUGCAUUAAGCUUUCGAUGCAUUUUCUUUUGUUAUACUAAUGACCUUAUUUUAUUUUUUGCCUUUUUUGUACACUAUUGCACAACUAAGUGAAGAAGACUAAAGCUUUCACAGUUCUAUAUUUUCCGCAGUGCAUGAUGGGUAUUGGUCUUUGUAUCUUC